UUGGUUGCAGUCACCAUGGAAACAUACAAAGAGAAUGAAUAUUUCAGAGACCUAGAAGCAAAAAAUGAGCAGCUGACUCUUGAGAAGAGAGAUUUACAAACUAAGAAUGAAGAUCUGAGGAUGAACAUGACAAAACUAGAGAAUCUGACUGAGCAUCUGACUGCUGAGAAGAAGUUCUUUGAGAACCAAACCAAGGAGAUGACAGUUAACAUGACAAUCCUACAAAUGCAGACCGAGCAGCUGAGAAUUAACCGUGACGAACUAAACAGAAUGAAGGCAGCAAUCUUCAAAUACUCCACCUUUCCAGUAGAUUUCUUCUGUCCUGAUGGAGUUUGUCAGAAAUGUCCCAAAGACUGGAUUCAGUUUCAGGAAAGCUGCUAUUUCUUCAAUCAUUUCAUUUCUCCAUGGAAAACAUGGGAUCAAAGUCGACAGCUUUGUCAAAGCAACAAUUCAGACCUGGUGGUUAUCAACAGUCAGGAGGAACAGGUACUGGAACAGCCCAGGGAACUACGAAUAUUUCGCACAUAUAAUCCAAGAUGCAACUUGGAACGAGAGCUGGAUUCAAACGGUGAAGCUCCACACUGUCGUUUAUUGCUGCUGUCCCUGGGAAUACUGAGCAGCUUUCUCCUGGCGUGCAUCGUCAUCAUCAUCCGAAUAGGCUUGGCAAUGUACGUUCAGGACACAAACCUCGGUGAGUUGAAGUUAAAGGUGAAGACCUUAGAGAUUCAGACAGAGGAGCUGAGCAGAGAACGGGACGACCUCAGCUGGACGCUGGAGGUCAUUCUCUCAUUCGACAACUUCCCAGUCAAGGAAAUCUGUCCGGACAAAAAGUGUCCAUCGUGUCAGAAAAACUGGGUUCAGUUUCAGAGAAAGUGCUACUUCUUCUCCAGUGCCGAGGUUCUUUGGAAGACGUGGCAGGAAAGCCGACAGUUUUGUCAAAAUGUCUCAGCAGAUCUGGUCGUCAUCGAUAAUCCACAGGAACAAGAAUUCAUCAGUGACCGUGUUCAGUCCUACUACGACAAGUAUCAUGGGUACUGGAUAGGACUGGAGAAAAAAGGCAACGAGUGGGUCUGGAUUGAUGGACAGAGGAACACUCUUGAGUUUCAGGCAGGAGAACAAUUCCCUUUUGGGGGUCGACGUGGACUGUUGGUUCCAGGAAAAAAUGUCCAGCCGAACUUGAUUAAAGCAGACGCUUUGUUCAAAAACAAGUUCAUCUGUGAGACUGGAGCCCUGAUGAUGACCAGAUCCUUCUAGUUAAAACUACUUGUGUUUUUAAGUCCAUUUAGAAACUAUUUCAAAUGUAUUUCUGUCUGAAUAAAAGAUGUUCAUGUUUUAGCAGCUUCAAUCAUUGAAUAUCAGGAAAAGUUCAAACUUUGGUUUCAGGGGAAAAGCUGAAGAUGUUGUUCAGUGUUAAUAAAACAUGUUCUAACUGUA
This is a messenger RNA of Oryzias melastigma (Indian medaka), 1434 nucleotides long. RefSeq lists its product as uncharacterized. Lineage: Eukaryota; Metazoa; Chordata; Actinopteri; Beloniformes; Adrianichthyidae. The transcript has 8 exons. Bases 16 to 1254 code for a protein of 412 amino acids. The record is from RefSeq and is a predicted model, not a curated record.